Messenger RNA from Prunus armeniaca (apricot), 465 nucleotides. Lineage: Eukaryota; Viridiplantae; Streptophyta; Magnoliopsida; Rosales; Rosaceae. The record is from the annotation of a GenBank genome assembly.
AUGAGGAAAAUAUCAGGGCUUGCCAUGGCAGAAAACAUAUUGGGGAACUUUGUUUCAUUCUUUACAGCAAUGUCUACGGAAAGUGAAGUGGAACUUGAAAGCUUGGUUCAUAAGUUGAGGAAGGGCAUUGAGGAAUAUAAACAAAAGUAUGCUAAUGGAUUUAGUGGAGAGGAUGCACUUCAAGCCAUCGAAGGGCUUAAGAAUCUCAUAAUGAACGAUAGCACUGAGACCUAUGGUUGCACUAGUUGGUGCAGGUUUUCUUUCUACGAAACCGAUUUUGGUUGGGGAAAGCCAUCAUGGGUGACUUUCUCUAGCAGUGAAUCCAAGAAUACAACUUUAUUGAUGGACACGAGUGAUGGCGUUGGCAUAGAAGCGUUGUUGAGUUUGGAAGAAGAACACAUGGCCAUAAUUGAACGCAAUGAGGACCUUCUUGCGUAUGCUUCUCUGAAUCCGAGUGUCGUUUAA